Hibiscus syriacus is the source of this 1399-nucleotide messenger RNA. RefSeq lists its product as uncharacterized. Lineage: Eukaryota; Viridiplantae; Streptophyta; Magnoliopsida; Malvales; Malvaceae. Bases 29 to 1384 code for a protein of 451 amino acids. The transcript has 7 exons. The record is from RefSeq and is a predicted model, not a curated record.
GUGACGGCACAUCAACCAUACGCCAAAAAUGGCAGCCGCAUUUGCAACCCCAUCAUCCGUCUUCGGCCUCGGCGGCUCCGCCACCUCGCUGUUAUCCCCAUCAAAGAAAACACCCCUCUCUUCAGGGUUUUUGAGAUGCGGGGCGACUGCUAGGAACUCUUUGAGGUUAGCUGGUGCUUUAGGGGGCAGGUUUACUUGCUUCGAGAGAGACUGGCUGCGUAGGGACUUGAACGUGAUAGGAUUUGGGCUGAUUGGGUGGCUAGCUCCAUCCAGCAUACCGGCGAUCGAUGGGAAGAGCUUCACUGGCCUUUUCUUUGAUAGCAUUGGAACUGAGCUCGCUCACUUCCCUACACCUCCGGCUCUUACUGCCCAGUUCUGGUUGUGGUUGGUAUUAUGGCACCUUGGACUGUUCAUCACCUUAAGCCACGUCAAAACUGCCGCCACGUUGUGGGAGAUCAAUAAAAUCUCUUCACCGCCAGCUAAGGAAGAGCUGGAGAAGAAUGAUAGGAGGAGAAAAGCUCCCAGAGUUUUGAAAAUGGCUCACACCUUGCCACCUAGUUUGUCUGAUCCGUCUUAUAGCCCUAUUUCAGAGAAAAUGGAUCGAUCCAGAAUCAAAUCUCAUAAGAGAAGAUCUUUGGUUGUUUAUCAUAAGCUUGAAUUAACUGACUAUAAGUUGGGGAGUUCGGACUUCGUUGGCAAUGCCUGUCUAAUAGAGACUGAAACUCAUUCCAAAGGUAAAAAUCAUGCUGGAUGCAUAACUGGGACCGAAACUCGUUUAAAGGACAUCCGGAAUAGCCUUACCACUUCGAAAGAACUCUUAAAAGUUUUGAAUCAUGUAUGUGGUCUCCAAGAGCGACAUUCAUCGACCACGUCCCUUAUAUCUUCCCUGCGCAUUGAACUCGAUCGAGCUCGCACCGGAGUUGAUCAUUUGAUCCGUGAGCCACGUUCUUAUUGUGAUGAAAUGGAGCACUUCAUGAGGCACUUUGCAGAAGAAAAGGCAGCUUGGAAGAGAAAGGGGCGCGAGAGAAUCCGAGAUGCCAUAGCAUGUGUAGCGGAUGAGCUUGAGGUGGAGAAGAAACUACGGAGGCAAACAGAGAGAUUGAACAAGAAGCUCGGAAAAGAAUUGGCCGAUACAAAGGCAUCUCAGUCGAAGGCGACAAAGGAGCUUGAGGGUGAGAAGAGGGCAAAGGAAAUAUUGGAGCAAGUCUCUGACGAGUUUGCUAAAGGAAUCGGAGAAGAUCGAGCCCUGACAGAAGAACUGAAAAGAGAGACGGCUAUAGUGAGGGAAGAAGUGGAGAAGGAAAGGGAAAUGCUUCAGUUUGCCGAUGUCUUACGCGAGGAGCGACUUCAAAUGAAGCUUUCGGAGGCUAAACAUCAGUUUUGAGGAGAAGACUGCAGU